AUGCAGAUCCGGCUGUCGCCCAGCAUGAGGAGCAUCACCAUCUCCACUAGCCAUGGCCUGCUAGACUUGAUGAGGCUCAAGGCCGCCGCGCGCCACUUCUCCUACCGCACCGUCUUCCACACCGUCCUCAUCCUUGCGUUCCUCCUGCCAUUCGUCUUCAUACUCACCGCCGUCAUGACGCUCGAGGGGUUCAACAAGUGCUCCUCCCUAGAUUGUCUUGGAAGACGGUUAGGUCCGCGCCUUCUUGGUAGGGGCAAUGAUGGUUCCAUGAGGGUUGUGAGGGAUUUGUAUACAUUGCUUGAUGAAUUACAUUCUGAGGAAGUUCCUGUGGAUUUAAAGGUUCCGGAAUCUUUUGAUGAAUUUAUCUGGGAUACGAAGAAUAAUGACUAUGAUUUAAGGUCAUUUGCUUUUAAGCUGAAGGCAACGAUGGAGAGCAUGGAUAAGGAGUUGAGAUCAUCAAGGCUAUCGGAGCAGUUAAACAAACACUACGCUGCAAUUGCUAUUCCUAAAGGCCUUUAUUGCCUUUCAUUGCGUUUAACCGAUGAAUACUCCUCAAAUGCCCUUGCAAGGAAACAACUACCACCCCCUGAGUUGGUGCCUUGUCUUUCCGACAACUCCUAUUACCAUUUUGUUUUAGCAUCAGAUAACAUCCUUGCAGCCUCAGUUGUUGUCAGAUCAACAAUUAGAUCAUCACUGAAGCCUGAGAGGAUAGUCUUCCAUGUUAUUACUGACAAAAAGACCUAUCCUGCCAUGCAUUCAUGGUUUGCUCUGAAUUCUCAUAAUCCUGCUAUUGUUGAGGUGAAAGGUGUUCACCAAUUUGAUUGGUUAACAAAAGAAAAUGUUCCUGUUCUUGAAGCUAUAGAAACUCAGCGCACUGUCAGAGAUCGUUACCAUGGAAAUCACCUUGCAAGAACCAGUGCGAGUGACAGCCCAAGGGUUUUUGCUGCCAAGCUGCAGGCAGGAAGCCCAACAUAUACUUCUGUGCUCAAUCAUAUUCGAAUAUACUUGCCAGAGUUGUUCCCAAGCCUUGACAAGGUCGUAUUUCUUGAUGAUGACGUUGUUGUCCAACAUGAUCUGUCAUCACUUUGGGAUAUUAAUCUAGCUGGGAAGGUUAAUGGUGCUGUUGAGACUUGCAGAGGUGGAGACAGUUGGGUGAUGUCUAAGAGGUUCAGGAAUUAUUUUAACUUUUCUCAUCCCCUCAUCGCGAAUAACUUUGACCCUUCAGAGUGUGCUUGGGCAUAUGGCAUGAAUAUUUUUGACCUGAAUGCAUGGAGGAAGACAACAAUUAAAGACAAAUACCAUCAUUGGGUCAAGGAGAAUCUGAAGUCAAACUUCACACUUUGGAGGCUUGGAACAUUACCACCAGGCCUUAUUGCAUUUAAAGGCCAUGUUCAUCCAAUUGACCCGUCGUGGCAUCUGUUAGGCUUGGGUUAUCAAGAAAAGACAGAUAUCAGUAGCGUUCGACAAGCAGCAGUUAUACAUUAUAACGGACAAAGUAAACCAUGGCUAGAGAUUGGUUUUAAACAUCUGCGGCCAUUUUGGACGAGACAUGUGAACUACUCGAAUGACUUCAUAAGAAAUUGUGAUAUAAUGGAGCCUCAGUUGUAGAUUGGCAUGAAAAUAAAUAAAUAAAGGCAUAUAUUAAGUGAAAUUAAAUUCAUUAUUUUGGAGACUAUUCAGAGUUUGUGAAGGGUAAUUGGGGAAUGCUCGGUAGUCCCCUAGACAGUUACACAUGCUGAUGAAGAAUAUUCAGUGAACAUAAAGGAAAUGUUUUUUUCCCAUUACUCUAGGGCCCCUUUCCUUUUAUUUAUUCCAUUUGUAUCAUAGCUCAUGAAAUUAUAAUAUUGUUUAGGAUGGUUCUUUUGUAUUUGAUGGAGCAGUAUAAGUUGCCUGAUUUGGCAGAAUUGAUGGUAACCCCAUCACUAUUGUAAUUGAUGAAGAGUAUACACAGUUUACCAUGUGAAAAGCAUGGGAUAUUGAUUUUGCAAAGCGAACUCUCCUUAUUUUUCUGA
This is a messenger RNA of Phragmites australis (common reed), 2012 nucleotides long. Its product is annotated as probable galacturonosyltransferase 13. NCBI's taxonomy places the organism in Eukaryota, Viridiplantae, Streptophyta, Magnoliopsida, Poales, Poaceae. The transcript has 6 exons. Gene Ontology annotation, molecular function: polygalacturonate 4-alpha-galacturonosyltransferase activity. Bases 1 to 1608 code for a protein of 535 amino acids. The record is from RefSeq and is a predicted model, not a curated record.